AUGCACCCCAAGAACCCCCACGCGCCCACCAUGCACUUCAACUACAGGUACUUUGAGACCGAGGAGUGGAACGGCAUCCCUGGGCAGUGGUGGUUUGGCGGCGGCACCGACAUCACCCCUAACUUUGUGGUGGAGGAGGACAUGCGCCACUUCCACGGCACCUACAAGGAGGUGUGCGACCGCCACGACCCUGCCUGGUACCCCAAGUUCAAGAAGUGGUGCGACGAGUACUUCCUUAUCGGCCACCGCGGGGAGACGCGCGGCCUGGGGGGCAUCUUCUUUGACGACCUCAACGACCGCGACCCCGACAAGAUCUUCGCGUUCUCCACUGAGGCCGCCAACAGCGUGGUGAAGGCGUACACGCCGCUGGUUGUUCGCCACAAGGACGACCCCUACACUGAGCAGGAGAAGGCCUGGCAGCAGGUCCGCCGCGGCAGGUGA
This is a messenger RNA of Monoraphidium neglectum, 441 nucleotides long. RefSeq names its product coproporphyrinogen III oxidase. The record is from RefSeq and is a predicted model, not a curated record. Gene Ontology annotation, cellular component: chloroplast stroma; cytoplasm. Bases 1 to 441 code for a protein of 146 amino acids. The transcript has 4 exons. Lineage: Eukaryota; Viridiplantae; Chlorophyta; Chlorophyceae; Sphaeropleales; Selenastraceae. Gene Ontology annotation, molecular function: coproporphyrinogen oxidase activity.